This is a messenger RNA of Saccharomyces cerevisiae S288C, 2460 nucleotides long. RefSeq names its product tyrosine protein kinase SWE1 (gene SWE1). The transcript has a single exon. Gene Ontology annotation, molecular function: protein serine kinase activity; protein kinase activity; ATP binding. Gene Ontology annotation, cellular component: nucleus; cellular bud neck. Gene Ontology annotation, biological process: negative regulation of meiotic cell cycle. Lineage: Eukaryota; Fungi; Ascomycota; Saccharomycetes; Saccharomycetales; Saccharomycetaceae. The coding region runs from base 1 to 2460 and encodes 819 amino acids. The record is from RefSeq and is marked reviewed.
AUGAGUUCUUUGGACGAGGAUGAAGAGGACUUCGAAAUGCUGGACACGGAGAACCUCCAGUUUAUGGGGAAGAAGAUGUUUGGCAAACAGGCCGGCGAAGACGAGAGUGAUGAUUUUGCUAUAGGGGGUAGCACCCCGACCAAUAAACUGAAAUUUUAUCCAUAUUCGAACAACAAAUUGACAAGAAGUACGGGGACCUUGAACCUGUCAUUAAGUAAUACAGCUUUGUCAGAGGCUAACUCCAAAUUUCUUGGGAAAAUUGAAGAAGAGGAAGAAGAGGAGGAAGAAGGCAAGGAUGAGGAAAGCGUGGAUUCUCGUAUUAAAAGGUGGUCUCCGUUCCAUGAAAAUGAAAGUGUUACUACUCCUAUUACAAAAAGAUCUGCGGAAAAAACGAACAGUCCUAUUUCUCUCAAACAAUGGAACCAGCGAUGGUUUCCGAAAAAUGAUGCUCGCACUGAAAAUACAUCCUCAUCCUCUUCAUAUAGCGUCGCUAAACCUAACCAAUCAGCCUUUACGUCUUCGGGCCUCGUAUCUAAAAUGUCUAUGGACACUUCGUUAUACCCUGCGAAAUUGAGGAUACCAGAAACACCAGUGAAAAAAUCACCCUUAGUGGAGGGAAGAGACCAUAAGCAUGUCCACCUUUCGAGUUCGAAAAAUGCAUCGUCUUCUCUAAGUGUUUCCCCUUUAAAUUUUGUUGAAGACAAUAAUUUACAAGAAGACCUUUUAUUUUCAGAUUCUCCGUCUUCGAAAGCUUUACCUUCCAUCCAUGUACCAACCAUAGACUCAUCCCCACUGAGCGAGGCAAAAUAUCAUGCACAUGAUCGUCACAAUAACCAGACAAACAUCCUGUCUCCCACUAAUAGCUUGGUUACCAACAGCUCUCCACAAACAUUGCAUUCUAACAAGUUCAAAAAAAUCAAAAGAGCAAGGAAUUCGGUUAUUUUGAAAAAUAGAGAGCUAACAAACAGUUUACAACAAUUCAAAGAUGAUUUAUACGGCACGGACGAGAAUUUCCCACCUCCAAUCAUAAUAUCAAGUCAUCAUUCAACUAGAAAGAACCCUCAACCUUAUCAAUUUCGUGGACGCUAUGACAAUGACACUGACGAAGAGAUCUCCACUCCAACAAGACGAAAAUCUAUUAUUGGGGCAACAUCUCAAACACAUAGAGAAAGCAGACCAUUGUCACUCUCCUCUGCCAUCGUGACAAACACAACAAGUGCAGAGACGCAUUCCAUAUCUUCCACCGAUUCUUCGCCGUUAAAUUCCAAAAGGCGUCUAAUCUCUUCAAAUAAGUUAUCAGCAAAUCCAGAUUCCCAUCUUUUCGAAAAAUUUACGAAUGUGCAUUCCAUUGGUAAAGGCCAGUUUUCCACGGUCUACCAGGUUACGUUUGCCCAAACAAACAAAAAGUAUGCAAUCAAAGCCAUUAAACCAAACAAAUAUAAUUCCUUGAAACGCAUAUUACUGGAAAUUAAAAUACUAAACGAGGUAACAAACCAAAUUACAAUGGAUCAAGAAGGGAAGGAAUACAUCAUCGAUUACAUCAGUUCCUGGAAGUUUCAAAAUUCAUACUAUAUUAUGACAGAAUUGUGCGAAAAUGGUAAUUUGGAUGGAUUUUUACAAGAGCAAGUUAUCGCAAAGAAAAAAAGGUUGGAAGAUUGGAGAAUUUGGAAAAUCAUCGUGGAAUUAAGCCUGGCUUUACGAUUCAUCCAUGAUUCUUGUCACAUUGUGCAUCUGGACUUGAAACCCGCAAACGUCAUGAUCACAUUUGAAGGUAACCUAAAACUAGGUGACUUUGGAAUGGCUACUCAUUUACCGUUGGAGGAUAAAAGUUUUGAAAAUGAAGGUGACAGAGAAUAUAUUGCACCAGAAAUCAUUUCUGAUUGUACGUACGAUUACAAGGCAGAUAUUUUUUCCCUGGGUCUGAUGAUUGUUGAAAUUGCAGCGAACGUUGUGUUACCUGACAAUGGCAACGCAUGGCAUAAGUUGAGAUCGGGUGAUUUAUCGGAUGCAGGAAGAUUAAGUUCCACAGAUAUUCAUUCUGAAUCAUUAUUUUCAGACAUUACGAAAGUAGAUACAAAUGAUUUAUUUGAUUUUGAAAGAGACAAUAUCAGUGGUAAUAGUAACAACGCUGGCACCUCCACUGUUCAUAACAAUAGUAAUAUCAACAACCCUAAUAUGAAUAAUGGCAACGAUAAUAAUAAUGUCAAUACUGCCGCUACCAAGAAUCGUCUUAUUUUGCAUAAAAGUUCUAAAAUUCCCGCAUGGGUACCGAAAUUUCUUAUUGAUGGUGAAUCACUUGAGAGAAUAGUACGAUGGAUGAUAGAGCCCAAUUAUGAGAGAAGGCCCACGGCAAAUCAAAUCUUACAAACUGAGGAAUGCCUGUAUGUAGAAAUGACACGCAAUGCAGGUGCUAUUAUCCAGGAAGACGACUUUGGACCUAAGCCAAAAUUUUUUAUAUGA